Molecule: messenger RNA, 804 nt
Organism: Priapulus caudatus
Lineage: Eukaryota; Metazoa; Priapulida; Priapulimorpha; Priapulimorphida; Priapulidae
Product: 4-coumarate--CoA ligase 1-like
Exons: 4
Coding region: 1-804 (267 amino acids)
Molecular function (GO): CoA-ligase activity
Source: RefSeq, a predicted model, not a curated record
AUGGACAGACAAGAAGGACGUAUACUAAAGAGCCAGUUCCCAGAUGUCGAUGUGCCAGAAAUGUCGGUGAAUGAUUUCCUUGAGCAACAUUCCUGGUUGAACAAGCCACAGGACUCCAUAGCUGUGAUCGGGCGCAGUGUUGGACCACCUGAUGCUAGCAAGGAGUGGAGGUUGUCGUACAGAAAGCUGCGGGAGUCUGUAAGGAGAGUAGCUAGCGGUCUGGCCCGGCGCGGCCUCAGGAAAGGUGACGUCGUGUUUGUGUGCAGUUCUAACUGCCCAGAGUACGUGAUCACGAUGUUGGCAGUUUACUCGCUAGGGGCCGUCCUGACGUCUGCGAUUCCUGGAUCCUCUGCACGGAUUUCAUUUGGCAGCAUUGUAGACAAAGAGUGUAUACCAUUUAAUGAUUUGCUGGAAGACAGCGGCGACGCAUUUCCUAAAGACAACCGUGUUGAAUCCGGUGACCUAGCCAUCGUGCUAUAUUCCAGCGGAACAACUGGCCCGCCAAAGGGCAUACCUUGGACUCACAAACAACUCGUGGCUAAUCUCUGUACUGUGGUGGACGCAAUCACUAGGAAGCUGCUGCCCCCUGGUGUAGCGGGAGAGAUGUGCGUCCGUAAUCCAUAUAAUAUACUGCGCGGCUACAUCAACAACCCUGAAGCGACGGCACGCGCCAUUGACAGCGACGGUUGGCUGCACACGGGAGACCUGGUGCAGUACGAUGACGAUGGCUUCAUCUACUUCAUGGAUAGACUAAAGGAUAUUAUCCGAAUUGCACCUGACAAAACCACGACGAUUCAGGUAUAA